Fonsecaea multimorphosa CBS 102226 is the source of this 1728-nucleotide messenger RNA. RefSeq lists its product as uncharacterized. The record is from RefSeq and is a predicted model, not a curated record. Gene Ontology annotation, biological process: plasma membrane phospholipid scrambling. Lineage: Eukaryota; Fungi; Ascomycota; Eurotiomycetes; Chaetothyriales; Herpotrichiellaceae. Gene Ontology annotation, cellular component: plasma membrane. The transcript has a single exon. Gene Ontology annotation, molecular function: phospholipid scramblase activity. Bases 1 to 1728 code for a protein of 575 amino acids.
AUGCCGAAGACUACCUCUCUCCUCAGGCAGUCUGCGUGCGCUGCGCUGAGGCCAAGACCACCGAUUCUAAUUGCCUCUAGAGGUUUCAGCCAAUGCCGACGGCAAUCUUCCUCAACCCCCAGUCCAAAGAAAGACCAAGAUGGCUCGACAUCCUCGCAAGGGAAUCCUCCGCCCAAGCCCCCGUCGAUGGAGGAUCUCCUAGCCAACACAAACCCUCAAGAUAACUCCCUCCUUGCCCCCGUACACAUACCGGAAGAUGCCAAUGCUAUCCUCAAGUCCGAUCAUCCGGCUACCGACAUCCUGUCUCAGUCAGGCAUAGUUGUUCAACGGCAACUGGAAAUGAUGAACGUGAUGAUCGGCUUCGAGCAGGCCAAUCGAUAUGUUAUACUUGAUCCACAGGGGAACCACAUCGGGUACAUGGCAGAGCAUGAAGGUGGCAUAGGGUACACCAUGAGGAGGCAAUUCUUCAACACCCAUCGCGCGUUCACCACCCACGUCUUCAAUCGUCAGUCGAGGGAGGUGUUGAGGUUCCACCGCCCGUUUUCAUGGAUCAACACUCGCAUUCGGGCCUAUGACCCCUGGGAUGGCCCUUACGAGGCUCAAAGAUCCUCUUCCACAUCGCUUGUCCCACAAAGCAGUACCGAUCCGAUGGAUCAACCCCAAAUAUCUCCUCUCCCACUGGAGUCAAUGCGCAUAAUUGGUGAGACGCAUUCACAGUGGGCGCCACUACGCCGCAAAUAUGAUCUGUUCCUUUCCCACGACCUCGCCUUGAAUGAGCCUGGGCCCCAUGCGAUCUCAACGAGGCGGGGCGAGGGCCUGUCGAAUCUGCAGCAGAAUCAGAUCGCAGAAAACAACAGGUCCGGUUCGGCCACAGACUUCACUCAGUUUGCCGCAGUUAAUGAGCCCUUCUUAUCUUGGGACUUCUCGCUCCUUGAUCAAAACAACCAGAAGAUCGGAUCGGUCAAUCGUGAAUUCCGGGGUUUCGGGCGAGAAAUCUUCACAGAUACUGGAAGCUAUGUCCUGCGGAUGGACGCAGCCGGAAUGGAAGGUCCAGCAGAUGCCAAGCAGGGUGACCGUGGCUAUGCGGAGGCAUUGGGAGGGAGAGAAGGCAACUACGGGAUGACCCUUGACCAGAGAGCCGUGAUGCUCGCCACCGCCGUGACAAUCGACUAUGACUACUUCUCUCGCCAUAGUGGAGGACAUGGAUUCUUCCCGCUCUGGUUCGGAGGCGGUGCCGGGGAGGCAGCUGGCGGGGCAGCAGGAGCUGGAGCAGCCGGAGAGGCCGGAGCCGCUGGAGCCGCUGGUGCUGCCGAGGCUGGCGGUGCCGUUGUCGGAGGAGCCGGUCGAGCAGUUGGGUCAGCGGCAGGAGGAGCAGCGGGGGUGGGCGAGGGCGCUAUGGCAGGUGCAGGAACCAUGGCAGGUUACGAAGCAAUGCAAAGGGGAAUGGGACGAAGGUCCGAGGGGUCCGCGGGUAGUGACGAAAUGUCUCCUCAGCAGCAGCCAUCACCGCCUCCAGAACAGCAGCCUUUUGGCCAGCAGCCCUACGAUCCUCAAUCUCCACAAAGCGGCUUCGGUGAGCCACAGCAAGGCGAAGAAGAUGUCUGGGGCUCACAAGACGACUUCGACCCUUUCAAAGACGCACCUCAGGGAGGAGGAUCUGGGGGUGGGGAAGGCGGGGGCGGUGGUGGUUGGUUCUCAGACUUGUGGGAUUCGUUCUGGAACAAUUGA